UUUCUCGACAUGGCAAAACCUUAUGAGCACAUCAAGAGACCCAUGAACGCUUUCAUGGUUUGGUCCAGGGGCCAAAGGAGAAAGAUGGCUCGGGAGAAUCCGAAGAUGCACAACUCUGAGAUCAGCAAGAGACUGGGCGCGGAGUGGAAGCUGCUGUCCGACCCGGACAAGCGGCCCUACAUCGACGAGGCGAAGCGGCUGCGUGCCCAGCACAUGCAGGAGCACCCGGACUACAAGUACCGGCCCCGGCGCAAGCCCAAGACCUCGCUCCGGAGGGAGCGCUUCGUGCUGUCGCUGCCGGCUCUGCUCGGGGACGCGGCGGAGCACCUGAAGGGCUUCUCCCCGGACUCCUUCCUCCUCCCGGGGGACAAAGCCGGGGCUGCCCUGGCACCCUUCCCGUCCUUCCCGCUGCUGGACCCGGCGGGUCCGCCGUUCAGCCCCGGAGCGGUCCAGCGGGGGCCGGAGCGCGCCCUGGCCGCCGGCGCGCUGCCCUAUGGCGGGCACGGGUUUGGAUACCACCCCGCCGCCGGGGGGUUCGGGGGUCCCGCCUGCGCAGGACAGCACCCCCACCCGGCCCCCUCCAGCCCCGGGUACGUGGUGCCCUGCAGCUGCAGCGCCUGGUCCAGUUUACAGCCGCAGCUGGCCUAUAUUCUGUUCCCCGGAGGGAUGAGCCGGAGCGACGCCUACACCUCCCCGAGCACGGAGGUGUGACACAC
This is a messenger RNA of Cololabis saira (Pacific saury), 716 nucleotides long. Its product is annotated as transcription factor Sox-14. The transcript has a single exon. The coding region runs from base 10 to 711 and encodes 233 amino acids. Gene Ontology annotation, molecular function: RNA polymerase II cis-regulatory region sequence-specific DNA binding; DNA-binding transcription factor activity, RNA polymerase II-specific. The record is from RefSeq and is a predicted model, not a curated record. Gene Ontology annotation, biological process: anatomical structure morphogenesis; cell differentiation; regulation of DNA-templated transcription. NCBI's taxonomy places the organism in Eukaryota, Metazoa, Chordata, Actinopteri, Beloniformes, Belonidae.